Molecule: messenger RNA, 1263 nt
Organism: Aureobasidium namibiae CBS 147.97
Lineage: Eukaryota; Fungi; Ascomycota; Dothideomycetes; Dothideales; Saccotheciaceae
Product: cytochrome b2
Exons: 3
Coding region: 1-1263 (420 amino acids)
Molecular function (GO): FMN binding; oxidoreductase activity
Source: RefSeq, a predicted model, not a curated record
AUGUCUGCUAAAACCAAUGCCACAGUCCAGGGCGGAGUCGACCGCGGCGACACCUUCGAAAAACCCCCACCAUCCACCUACCAACCCUACGAGAAACCACCACUGAGCACCAUAAUCAACUGCGACGAUUUCGAAGAAGUAGCAAAAAACACUCUCGCAAAAAAGACAUGGGCAUUCUACAGUUCUGCAGCGACGGAUUGCUACACCUACGAGCGAAACAGAAGUUUCUUUAGCCGUAUCUGGUUCAGACCCCGCAUCCUCAGAGACGUGAGUAAGAUUGAUACUACGACCACGAUUCUGGGGCAUGAUGUUGGUGUGCCGUUUAUGGUGCAUCCGGCUGCGCUGGUCAAGUUGGUGCAUCCGGAUGGUGAGAAGGGAAUUGCGAGGGGUUUGAGCAAGGAGAAUGUGCCAUAUUGCGUUUCGAGCAAUGCUUCCUAUCCCAUCGAUGAAGUCGUGUCUUCCGUGCGCAGAGGUCAGCCCUUCUUCUUCCAGCUCUACGUCAACAAAGAUCGCAAGCAAUCAGAAGAACUCCUCAAAAGAGUCCGCAAGGCUGGCUGCUCGGCCGUCUUCGUUACGGUCGAUGCACCAGUACCCGGCAAGCGCGAGGCCGACGAGAGGGUUUCUGCAGAUCCCAGCACAAAUGCACCCAUGUCAGGUGCUCAGGCCGUCAAUGACAAGAAGGGCGGUGGCUUGGGUAGAAUCAUGGGGGCUUACAUCGACAGCAGUCUGAGCUGGGACGACCUGCAAUGGCUGCGUCGUAAUUGGGACGGCAAGAUUGUGCUCAAAGGUAUCCAGAGCGCAGAGGAUGCAAAGAUGGCUGCUGAUGCAGGUGUCGACGGCAUCGUGUUGAGCAACCACGGAGGCAGAAGUUUGGACACUUCGCCACCAUCGAUCAUGAUCCUGCUCGAGUGCCAGCGACGCUACCCAGAGAUAUUUGAUCGUCUCGAGGUUUAUGUCGAUGGUGGCAUCCGCCGUGGUACUGACAUCCUGAAGUGCCUUUGUCUGGGAGCAAAGGCAGUCGGUCUCGGACGACCCUUCUUGUACUCGGUCAACUACGGAGCCGAAGGAGUGGAGCACAUGGUCGACAUCCUCAAAGACGAGCUAGAAACAAGCAUGAAGUUGCUGGGCGUCAACAAUCUGUCAGAGGUCCAUCCUGGCCUGAUCAACAGCUUGGACGUCGACCAUCUAGUGCCUACUGCAGCGGAUCAUCCAUAUGCUAAGUGGAGCCCAACGAAGACAUCGAAGCGAUCGGCACGCUUGUAG